AUGUGUCGUUCCCCAAAUCACCUAGAGUUCAAGGCUCUGCAAGUCACUCUUUUCAAAUACCGGGGUCUAGCGAUUCGCUCCCUAAAAGACGAAAUCAAAGAGGACAGUGAAUACAAACAAACUCUUCUUCUGACUGGAAUUUUGUGUCUUCUCCAUGUUGAUGGCUUUCUGUCCACCUUUAGAUUACACCUUGAGGGAGCUCGAAGAAUCAUUAUGGGGUGCAAUGGCGUGCGCUCGAUAAUUAGCUUGCCUGGUAUGAUUCCCGUUAUUCUUGAUUAUAUUUUCUUGGUAACUAUGGGCGACACGUCCUCUCCUACAUCGGGACUGCUCGUGGGAACCUUACCAAUUGAGGAUAUCGAGUUUAUAAUUUUGGAAUACGGUGAAAGUGGCUUUGCAUUCCGAAUGUGCCCCCCACCACUAUUGGUAGAGGUCCUUAAAAUUAAUCAGUUGAGGAAUAAAGCAUCUCGAGAGUUGGCAGAAUGGAAGGACCUCCGCUGUGAGACUUUCGAACUUCUGUGCAGACUGAACCGAUUUUCUGCCAAGGAGUGGGUCAUGGCCAAUGAUGCUUUGGAUGAAGGCUUCGAGCACGUGGUGAACAUGUUUCAGGCCACGGUCUCCCUUUACUGCAUAUCCUCUCUUCAGGAUUGCAAAAUCUUGCCAGAGUCUUUUUCAUUGAGCAGCAUCUGCCUCACACUGCGUGAUCUCGUUUACGAGCUUGUUCGCAAAGUACUCGCGUGCUUCGGCGUUGCUGGGUCUGGAUGUCUGGUCUGGCCCCUCAUGGUGCUGGGAGUGCAAGCAGUGGGUGAGGGGUGUCGAGAAAUUCGUAGGUUUGUAUGUGAAUCUCUCACAAAUCAAGGACUAAACAGUGGUACAUAUGCGCCUCUGGCGUUACGGGAGGUCCUUGAAGCAUUUUGGGCAUCUGGUAAGACCGGUUGGGGGUCUUGUUUCGACAAGCCAGCCAUAUUUACGGCGUUAAUUACGGUGAAUUGUGGCGGUAUACCAUGUGCGUAA
Molecule: messenger RNA, 1011 nt
Organism: Aspergillus niger
Lineage: Eukaryota; Fungi; Ascomycota; Eurotiomycetes; Eurotiales; Aspergillaceae
Exons: 3
Coding region: 1-1011 (336 amino acids)
Source: RefSeq, a predicted model, not a curated record